Messenger RNA from Enhydra lutris kenyoni (northern sea otter), 5406 nucleotides. RefSeq lists its product as uncharacterized. The transcript has a single exon. The record is from RefSeq and is a predicted model, not a curated record. NCBI's taxonomy places the organism in Eukaryota, Metazoa, Chordata, Mammalia, Carnivora, Mustelidae. Bases 1 to 5406 code for a protein of 1801 amino acids.
AUGCUUUCCUUUCAUUUCAGGAAGUCCCUGGGUCGACCUACAGAUGCUGCUCCUUCCGUGGCCGAUGGCAUUCAGACUCCUCGCCGCCGCCGACGGUGCCAGGCAAACAACUGGACAGAACAGCUCAGCCACGGGAAGCUGGCCACGGUCUCGGCCGGAGCAGCAGCCCCCCGGCCCCAGACCACCUCUGCCACCACUGCCAGGAGCCUUCCCCCCUCCCUCAGGCUUGUCCUGGCCCCGCCAGAGGGGCUGAAGAACUGGGAGGUGGUGGCAGCAGCCACAGUGGUGCCUGUAGCCUUGAGCCCAGUCCAGGCACGUGGGGCCCUGCUUCGGGCCACUCUGCAGCCCCUCCAGGGCCAGAGAGGGACCCGGGCCAGCCCCAGCGGUGCCGCUCACCACUGUCUCCUCCUGUCACUGCAACUUGGGCGAGGGCUCAAGAUGGAAGCCGCCACUCCUGAGCUGAGUCCGCAGGCCAGACUGAGGGAGGUGGGCGACCGGGGGAGCAGAGCUCAAGAUAGCCAGGAGCCGAAGCAGCAGCUGCCACUGCUGCCCAGGCCACCGGCCUCCUCCCAGCGAGAAGCGAAGUAUGUGGAGAUGUGUGCUUCUGCCGCAGUCUCAGGGGUGAGUCCCCGCACCGGGAGAAUCGCUCUGGAGCACCGCCCGGGCGAGCAGAGGACCCCUAGGAGCCCCAGGGAAGAAGCCCAAGAGGAACGGAGCAGUCAAGAGAGGAAGGCUCCGACCCCCCAGAAGAAUCCUGCUGCCUCGGAACUCUCCAGAUCCCAGCUUUCCCGCACCGAUGAGCACAGCAACCUCUCAUCUUCCUCCUCCUCCUCCUCCCCAGUGGACAAAGCAGAAGAAGGUGGCGUUUCCAAGAUGGAUGAUACCACCACAUCAGCAGGGGCUCUGGCCACCUCGUCUUCGUCUUUAGGCUUUGAGAGUGACAGUGGUGAGAGUGCCCUGAGCUGCCAGCCCAGGGGAGGAGGAGAAGGGGGAAGAGCAGGAGGAGGAGGGGCAGAAAGAGGGGGAGGAGGGGGAGAGGGAGAUGGAACAGAGUGCAGGGACAUUAUUGCCAAGUCUCAGGGCAGCAGGGACCCCCCCAAAAAUGAGGAGGCUCACUAUAUUACCACCCACGAGAUCCAGCUGAGCGAGGUGGAGCAGGACAUGGAUUUUGAUGUGGGACUGGCCUCCCGCUGGGAUUUCGAGGACAACAACGUGAUCUACUCAUUUGUGGACUAUGCUUCCUUUGGUGGCAGCGACGAGACCCCAGGGGAUGUCACCACCCCGACCGAAGAGGACGACGACAACAGCUGCUACCUCAGCACCACUCCAAGCACCCAUGCCACUCAGACUCCGAGCCCCACCAGCAGUGACCCAGCCCGUCCCAGCGCAGACAGCAGUGGUCGCCACACCAGCAGCACAGAGGUGGGCAGCGGCCCCUCUGACAGUGACCCCACUCCCCCACCCACUGGGCCUGGCACUGCCACCCUGAGUGAGCCCUUGCCCGAGCCCCCGGAGGCAACUUCAGGGACAGCAGCCGUGGCUGCCAGCAGCUGUGGGAGUGCAGCAAGCCAGAUCCUCCUAUCAAUCAAACCGACUUCCCGGGCUAUAAAUGAGCCUAGCAACGUGCGUGCAAAGCAAAACAUUAUCUAUGCUGCCAAGCAUGAAGGCGACAUGAGCCUCCGCGUCUCUACAGCUGCUGAACACAAUUCAAGUUCACUGAAGCAAGACCCGGCUGCAGCCGUGGCUCAGGACCAUGCAAAAAAAUUCAUCGCUGUCCCUGCUCGCCUGCAAACCCGGUGCGGGGCCAUCCGGGCGAAGGAGCUGGUGGACUACUCCAGCGGGGCUUCCAGUGCCGUGAGUGAACUGGACGAUGCGGACAAGGAGGUGCGCAACCUGACCUCCCGGGCCUUCCGGAGCCUUGCCUACCCCUACUUUGAGGCCCUGAACAUCAGCUCCCGGGAGUCCUCCACACUCUCCGAGGUCGGCUUUGGGCGGUGGUCGACGUUCCUGGAUUUAAAAUGUGGGGGUGUCGGAGCCAGGGUGGAGCAGAGCCUCCUGAGGAGUAGUGCGGCCUCCGUGGCUGCAGGUCUGAGGAAGGGCAGUGGGGCCAGGACGACUGCAGACCAGCUCUACAUCCAGUCCAGGAAGUCCCAGACCAAAGCCUUGGAGUUCGUGGUCAGCAAAGUCGAGGGGGAAAUCAAACAUGUGGAGACACCUCUGUGUUUCCAGAAGCAGGUCCAGACGGGUUCCCGUGUGGUCACCCUCCUCGAGCCCCUGAAUUUCCGCAGCGAGAGCAAAGCCAGCUCAGCCACUGGGCCCUGCAGAACCGCCAAAGGCUCCGGCAAGGGCCCAGGGUCGGUGUACACAGACGAUGGCUCGGAGGCCUCUGAGAGCAGCAAGCCCGCCUCCCGCUCCGAAGGCCCCCAGAAGAAAUCCAAGUUUGCUUCCAGUCUGCUCAAAAAUGUCAUCUCCAAGAAGAUGCAGCGGGAACACGAGUUCAAAAUGGAGAGGGGAGAAGUCACUGACACGUCCCACCGUAACCCCUCCAGCACCUCCAAGGAGACGGAGGGCCCAGCCCGGGGGGAGAAGCUACGGGAGAGGGGUCUGCAGAGGCAGGGUUCUCGCCACUCAGAGGCCGGCUCUGAGUACACGGUGGUCAGCGUGUCCGACGCAGGGGCUGAGGGCUCGGUGGCUGAGUCUAAAUCGCCAAUUUUCAAAGCCAGUGCUCCUCGGGAGAGCAGUGCUGCCUCGGGUCGAAAUUUCGCAGACGGACGCACUGAGGAAGUCUGUGAAAUCAAAAAGAGUGCAUCCGAGACCGUCAAAGGCAUCUUCCUCCGCAGUCAGAACAGUGCAUUCCGUUCCUGGAAGGAGAAGGAGGCCGAGAAGCGGGAAGAAAAGGCCCCUGUUGGGAAGCUGAAGCUUCCCAAAGGGGGCGACUGGAGGGCUGAUCUUGGAGAGAUCUCUGCCAGCAAGUCCACCAUCAUGUCGCGCCUCUUUGUCCCCAACAUCCAGCAGACCCCCAAGGACAAGCAGCCGGGGAAGCAGGUUACCAAGUACCCUGCCGCCCAAGCCACCUCCACGGCAGUCAUCCGGCCCAAGGCUCCCGAAAUCAAGAUCCGGCUGGGGAGUGUGCAACAGCCGAGCUCGGACUUCAACAUUGCCAAACUGCUCACGCCCAAAUUGGCCAGUGGCAGCGCCUCUAACCUUUUCAAGACAGUUGAGGACAACAGCAGGGCGCAGCAGAAGCUCUUCCGGGGAGACAACCUGGAAAAAGUGCCCCAGUUCCAGGUGAGAGACGUCAGAGACAAGUCCAAGGCCCAAGGCCCCCUCCAUCAGGUGAGAGAUGUCAGGAAACUAAUCAAAGGGUCUGGGGACAGCAGUGACAAGGGCAGUGUUACCCCAGAGCAGGGGCUGACCGGGCCCAAACCCAGGCAGCUGGCUGCGGCAGGGGGCGGAUCCAGAUCCCUUUCCCCCAUAGUGAUUACGUGCCAGGCGGUGGUUAACCCGAGGGAAGAGAGCAUGGACCGAGAGCCGAGGGAGAACGUAGGCCCAGGGGUCAGCACCAGGUUCUUGAAUUCGUCCUCGCCAGAAGGGACAGUCUUGGUUCACAGGGCGUCUGGCAGGCUGCCUGUGGCCACCAUUGCCCCCAAUAAGCCUGAGCAGGGCUCCUACCUGCCUGUGCUCAAGAUCGUCUCUAAGGCUUCUGCUCAGAAGACCCCAGAGAAGGCCAAGGAGGAGGAGGUCAAGGAGGAAGGGAAAGCCCCAAAGACUUCUCGGAACGCCCUGGAGAAGCUGACGGCAGCCGUGAGGUCCAUGGAAGAGCUGUACAGCUUCAACAGGAACGAGUGGAAGCGCAAAAGCGACCCCCUGCCCAUGAUGAUGGACAGCCAUGUCCUGUCGCUCAUUGCCAGUGAGGAAAGGGAAGGGGCUGCAGGGGCGGAGGGGGACCCAGACAAGCUGGCCAAACGACUGGGUGAGCUGGAGGAGCGGGGCACCGGAAACAAGGGAGGCGUGGUGCUGCGGAGGGGCCCGGGGGAGCGUCUGCAGCGGAGGAACUCCAACCCAAGUGCUGAGAGCGUGUCUGCCCGGGCAGCCGCCUUUGAGAACAUGGCCAGGGAAAGGCCGCGAUCCCUCUAUAUCCCCCCAGUCCACAAGGAUGUGGAGAGAACCCAACCCCUGCAGCCCCUCCCACCACUCCCCAGCAACCGAAACGUGUUCACGGUGAGUACCAGCAGCACCCAGAAAACUGGGGGUGUCGCUGGCAAGUUUCCCCAAGGGCCUUCUCCAGAGAGUCCUUCGGCGGCAAAGGGCAUCAAAACCCAGGGACUCCGGUCCCUCAAGAUCUCUCCGGCGACUCGGGCACCUCCUGAUGAGGUGACCACUAGGAAAAACAGCAGCAAUUUGGAAAAGAACAAUAGUGACUGUGAGAAUUAUCUGUCCAUCCCCCUUAAAGGAAGCUCUUCAGCGGGAGAACUUCCUGGCAGGCCCGGGGCUGGGAGGGAGGGGCCCCCAGCCCCCUCAGCGGCCACUCUCUGCAGCCUGCCCCCUCUGAGCGCCCGCAGCCAGGUCCCCAGCAAUCCCAAAGGCUCUCAGGUCAGUGGAACCAGCCGGCCAGCUUGGCGUACCAAACCCGACAACCCCAGGGAGACAGUAGCUGCCGCCACAGGGCCACAGAGCCCGGAGCAUCUUCCCACUGCCAUCUACCACCAGCAGCCACUGCCUUUUGCCCUGCAGGGAGCCCAGCCCCAGGUCCUGUGCUUCUCCCCACCCAGCAUGCCUGCCACAGCACCUGCAGGCCCAGCUUCAGUCCCCACAGACCCCUUCCAGCAACCACAGCCCCAGCAGACCCAGCGCAAGAUGCUCCUGGAUGUGACGACCGGCCAGUACUAUCUGGUGGACACACCAGUACAGCCCAUGACCCGAAGACUGUUUGACCCUGAGACAGGGCAGUAUGUGGAUGUACCCAUGACUUCCCAGCAGCAGGCUGUGGCUCCCAUGUCCCUCCCUGUGCCUCCCUUGGCCCUGAGCCCUGGGGCCUAUGGACCCACCUACAUGAUCUACCCUGGGUUUCUCCCCACGGUGCUGCCUGCCAAUGCCCUGCAGCCCACGCCGAUUGCUCACACUCCAGGGGGAAGCGAGCUCUCCUCCAUGGCAGCAGACCCCCCUGGCAAAGAGGCAACUGCGACAUUCACUGAGGCCCCAUACUUCAUGGCCUCCGGUCAGUCUCCUGCUUCCUCUUCCUCCUCGGCCCCGGCAGCCACAUCCCAGCUUGUGGGGGCCAAAGGCUUCACCCAGCUGCACGGCAAGCCUGUCAUCAGCAUCACUUCGCAACCCCUGGGGCCCAGGAUCAUUGCCCCCCCUUCCUUUGAUGGCACCACCAUGAGCUUUGUGGUAGAACAUAGAUGA